Messenger RNA from Arabis nemorensis, 939 nucleotides. Lineage: Eukaryota; Viridiplantae; Streptophyta; Magnoliopsida; Brassicales; Brassicaceae. The record is from the annotation of a GenBank genome assembly.
AUGGCGAAGGAGAUGAUGAGAGAACCUUCGAUGUUGAGUAUAAACGAGUCUAAUUCAUUGGAGUUUGUCUCUAUUCUUGGGCGAGGGGGCUUCGGUUCCAUCUCUCUCAUGAGAGAUUCCAACUUCCGAUUACACGCAGAGAAAUCAUCUCCGCUCGAUCACUUGAUGAAUCUCGAGAAAGAGCUGAGGAUCAUGCAACGUUUCCAUAACCAUCCUCGCAUCGUCCAAGCAUCAAGUCCUCAUCUUCACAUAGGGCUCAACCCCGGAAGAGGCUCCAUCUUCAUGGAGUUUGCAUCCAAAGGUACUCUCCACAACAUGAUCUCUCAGUUCCGUGGAAGACCAAUGCCUGAAAAUAUGGUCGGACACGUCGCUCUUAUGAUCCUACAAGGACUCGAGGCUCUUCACUCACAAGGUUACGUUCACUGCGAUCUCAAGCCAGCAAACGUUCUCGUCUUUCCUUCCAAGACUAUUGGAGAACGGUGGGAUCUCAAGCUUGCUGAUUUUGGUUUAUCCAAGGAGCCAUGUACGGAUUCUAGGUCUUUGUUUGGUGGUACGCAUGAGUACAUGCCUCCGGAGUCUUUUGGACCAAACAGAGUUAUCGGACCAGCAGUUGAUAUAUAUUCUCUAGGUUGUGUGGUUCUUGAGAUGUUUGGAGCUUGUCCAUUGAAGAUGGGAAAUUACUACACGUGGAGGCUUCCUAAACUCGUGUCUCCGCUGGCCACCGACUUCUUGAGGCGGUGCUUGGAUCUGCAGCCGUCACGUAGAGCCACCGCGACGGAGCUAUUGAGGCACCCUUUUGUUACGCAAAGAGUGAUCAAUGUUUCGCCUAGGGCACAGGUGCUUCCGUAUCCUUGUUUCCAAAGGUUUCCUUGUGUCGUAAGGAACAAUGCGAUUGAAGAAUAUUGUAGAAGGCGAGGAGAACCGGUGAUGAUGCAUUGA